Adineta steineri is the source of this 1497-nucleotide messenger RNA. NCBI's taxonomy places the organism in Eukaryota, Metazoa, Rotifera, Eurotatoria, Adinetida, Adinetidae. The record is from the annotation of a GenBank genome assembly.
AUGCGUGUUGCGAAAUAUUUACUAACUCGUUUUACAACACUUAAACCACCAUUAAUUGUACCAGAAAAUCCAAUUAAAUUAUUACGUAUGCUUAAUCGUCGACAAGCUGCUUUAUUUCUUGUUGGAUUUCUUGCUUGGACAUUUGAUGCAUUCGAUUUUUUUGCUGUUACACUUAAUAUAAUUCCAAUUGGUAAAAGUUAUAAUAGAACAACAACAGAUAUUACUUGGGGUAUUACGAUAACAUUAAUGCUUCGAGCUAUUGGUGCAAUUAUAUUUGGAAUUGCUGGUGAUCGUUUUGGUCGAAAAUGGCCAUUUAUUGUCAAUAUUGUUUUAUAUGCAUUGAUUGAAAUUGGUACUGGUUUUUGUAGAACUUAUGGACAAUUUAUAGGUCUUCGUGCUGUUUUUGGUAUUGCUAUGGGUGGUAUAUAUGGUAAUUGUGCAGCUACAGCACUUGAAGAUGCACCAAUUGCUGCUCGUGGUCUCCUUUCAGGUUUAUUACAGCAAGGUUAUGCAUGUGGUUAUCUAUUAGCAGCAGCUUUUAAUGUAGCAAUAACAGAUCAUCAACGUUAUGGAUGGCGAGCACUUUUCUGGUUUGGUGGUUGUCCUCCAUUACUGGUAGCACUUUGGCGUGUAUUUUUACCAGAAACUGAUGCAUUUUUAAAUGUUAAAAAAGAACGUGAGGCUAUUGCUAAUGCUAAUAUUUGUACAGAUCCUACAAUUAAACCACCAUCGUCGAUGCGUUUAUUUUUACGUACAGUUCGUCCUGCACUUGUUGAUCAUUGGCCUAUGCUUAUUUAUUUAGUACUUAUGAUGGCAGGCUUUAAUUUUUUAUCACAUGGUAGUCAAGAUUUAUAUCCAACUUUUCUUUCUUCUACACUUCAAUUCUCUCAUAGUCUUGUAACUAUAACAACUAUUGUUGCUAAUAUUGGUGCUAUAAUUGGUGGAAUGACAAUUGGUUAUUUUUCAAGUUUCUUUGGUCGACGUUUAUCAAUACUUGUGGUUCUUAUUAUUGGUGGUUUACUUAUUCCAGCAUAUCUACUUCCACGUGAUAAGACUAUAAUGGCUGGUGCUUUUUUUCAACAAAUGUGUGUACAAGGUGCUUGGGGUGUUGUACCUAUACAUCUUAUGGAACUUUCACCAGGACAAUUUCGUUCAUUUGUUGUUGGUACUGCUUAUCAACUUGGUAAUCUUAUUUCUUCAGCUUCAUCGACUAUUGAAGCUAAAGCUGGACAACAAUUUCCUAAAAAAUCAUUAACUCCUAAUUCAAAUAAUGAAGAACAAUAUGAUUAUGGAAAAGUAAUAAUUAUCUUCUUAUCCUGUGUAUAUAUAUAUUUAUUUAUUAUAAUUUUCCUUGGACCUGAAAAACGAAAUAUUGAUGAAAUUAAUAGUAACAACAAUAACAACAAAGACGAUGGUUAUGAUAAUGAAACAGUAAAAGAUACUGAAUUAGAAGAAUCAACAAUAUCGGAUGGUUCAAAGACAAUGAAAGCUGUUUGA